Molecule: messenger RNA, 3952 nt
Organism: Equus caballus (horse)
Lineage: Eukaryota; Metazoa; Chordata; Mammalia; Perissodactyla; Equidae
Source: RefSeq, a predicted model, not a curated record
AUGAGAGGGGAACUGUGUCUCAGCACUCACUCUUGUGAGCACAGGAUGCUGAGCUCUCCGGAUGUGGGCUGCCCCAGGCUGGGGCUGGGGAGGCCUCUGGGACCCAGCCCAGCCCCGGCUCGCUCCCCAGAUCGCCCAGCCAGUCACUACCGCGUGUACCAGAAGCAGCACCGGUUCAACAGCAACCCCCACUGGGACUUCGGGGCCUUCAGGAGGCUCGGCCACCUAGUGCGAGAGACUCAGGUCAACUUCUCCAGGUUUGUCCACCAGUUCUUAGAUCCGGGCACAUACGUGUUUCGAGACAAUGCACUUCCCGAGAGCAUUGUGGUGGUGUCGGUGAAAGAGAAGGGGAUAGCCUGUGGCCCUGGCCUGUCCUCUGUGCAGCCCUGCUCCCCGUACCAGCUCUCCAGGCAUGGCAUCGUCAGGCACAGGCUGCCAACUCUGGGCCCAGACUGGGCAGUGAUCACAGGGGUGCUGCUGGCUGUUGGCUUGGCAACUGCGCUGCUGACAGGCCUGGGCCUUGUGCUGAGCCCCCCACUGGCCCAGACCUGCCCCGUCAGAGCUUGGAGACUCCGGGAGAGGGGCCUCAGGGAGCCUCACGUGCCUGCUGACUGCGUGCGUCUCCGGGACAGCCUUACCGUCCGUGAAGACCUCGGUCCUCAGGGCUCUGGGGAAGGAGCCAGCUGCAGGCAGGGAGCCGUUCCCCGGGACACAGGGGAGCCACACCCUGUGAACACCCUAGAGGACUUCAGCGUCCGCACACUCUAUGACAAGCUUGAGGACCAGAGCCUGCACUUGGUGGCCCAGCUGAGCAAGCACAGGAGCGACGCACUGGCCUUCUACAGGGGCGCCAGCCAGCAACUCCAGGGGCUCAAGUUCAGCCCCAAUUCCCAGACAACCAAGCCACUAUCAUCCCCACUGCCCUGGGGAACAGCCACUCAGCCCCAUCUGGAAAUUGCCUGAGCCAAGAAGGACACUCAUAAUGCAGCCCUGGUUCUUCCAGGACUUUCUGCAGGGCCUCAGCAUGACCGAGCGGCAAGAUAUGGGCAGAGGUGGAGACCUGGAGAUGGGAGCCAAAGCCACUGCCAGGACAGACACUGGGCAGAGAGAGGAAUGGUGCAGUGGUCACACUGCGGCUUCUCCAAGGGUGCGCUGGCAGCAUCCUCUAGGUGAGAGGCAGGGCCUCGGGGUGGGGCUGUGACACUAGCUGGAAAGUCACAAUAUUAACUCUAACUUUGUAGAGCGCCUGACUGUGCAUCUCACAUUUACCAUCUCGCCUGGUGUUCAGCACUCCUGUGCAGUAACUGACAGCAUCGACCCUGAUCACAGAAGACUGUUCUGGGCCCAGGGAGGGGCGUGAUUUGCAAGGGAGGGGAGACUCCGAUGCCUCAUGUCAGAGUGAGGUCUGGCCCAGCUCUCCUGCUGCCAUGCCCACCGCCGUGCUCUAGGGCUGGCCUUGUGCAGGGCGCCAGGGUGACAGGGGCCCAAAGGCUCUUGGCAGUCUCCCUAGUUUAUACUUUAGCUUUGUUUUUCUAAAUGGCAAAAGUCAUACACACCCCUUACAGUUCCAUUAGUGCAGAAAGUAUAUAAAUGGGAAGCUGGAAUCCACUUGCCCUGGCAGCCCGGCAGCCCCACAGGUCUGUAAGCGAAUAUUCUGAACGUUCAUUUGCUCUUUUGUGAACCCCAUGGAAGGCCCCUCCCACAACAGCUGAUUCUCUGAAAUGCUCCUGCCCCCAGGUGACUCUAGAGCUUUUCCAGGUUGUCGAGGCUUCUUCCUGCAGGACGUGGGGGUUGAGCUUCACUGCAGGGAAGCAUGUGUUCAGUGCCCACUGAGGCUCCCAGAGUGUGGCAGGACGGGGAUGGUGUGGAGGGACAUCCCUGGCCGUCUGCAUGCUCUCUGGCUUCAGCCAAACUCAGAGAUUACAGAGCCCAAAACCAGGCAUCACCCUGGGCAGUUCUGGCGGACGACAGCUGUGGGUGUGCAGUCCCCCAGCUACCCCUAAAUGGCCCUCACGUCCACAUGUUUGGGCCACUGAACAAAGCACAGCUCCGACUGCCAUGGAGGGUGACCCUGCCUUCAUGUUGUAAGUGGUCUGAGUCCGUCACCCCCCUUUGCUUCUGGCCCCUCUCCCACCCUGUGAGUGCCCAGCAGGGGCCAGCCUGGGGAGGGAAGGGCGUCCGCAGCUGCUGUGUGCAAGGCCGUGUCAUAGUCCCCGCAGGCAGGGAAGUCCAGGACUUAGGGCUCUGUGGUCCCCUCACCCAGCAACUCUGACCAGCCAGUCCCACCCUCAGCUCCCACUGGCAGCGGCUGCACACUGCCGGAGACUCUGCAAGCCCCUCCUGUGCUCUGAGACAGGGGGAGCGUUCGUGCCUCCCUGGCCAGGAUCUGUGGGCGCUGGAGGAGACUGUUCCCUUCUAGGAACAAACAGCCGUGCGCUCAGCAAGGACUCCCCAGCCCCAUAGCGUGAUCCGUGAAGGCCUAACCUCAAGGCAGGAAAAUCCAAGGUCGUUGCCGCAGGUCAUCCAUGUUUGAAUCCACACCUCAGCAUAAAAACAGCUGAUCUUCCGUCUCCUGGAGCAGCUUGUCAGACAGCAGAUUGUUGGCUUCUUAGAAACCAGUGGGUUGCAACUAGCAUUAAAAAAAUAAACUAGAAAGGAAUAAAAUUGAAACUGUUGGAAGUAACACAUGUAUAAAGCUAGUCUUGCUUCCCGCAGCUCUCCUUGCUGUUUACACACACACACAGGAAGGUAGGAGCGAUGAAGUCUUAGUGGGUUUGGUUCAGAAGUUUGGAAGCCACUGUCUGGGAGGAAGGCUAAUGGUAGGAGAGCCUGCCCCUCGGUUCUGUGCACAGCGCCCUGGGGCUCUUGGGGGCUCUGAGACCCCAGAUUCGGAGGGCGCUGUCCUCUGCAGCCCCGCGCUGUUGUAAACUCUGGGCAACCGUUACCUCAUUUAACCCACUCAGUUGUCACGGGAAACCUCUGUGUGAUAUUGUCAUCAUCUCCAUUUUAUAAAGGAGGGCACUACGACCUAAUGAGGCUAAAGUUCCCACCCAAAGUCACACAGAGAGUGACGGAGCCAGUCCUGAUCUCUGCUCCAUCCCUGACGCGCCCAUAUGCCCCUAGCUAAAGGGCAUAAAGGAACUCAGCUCACUAGCCCAAGGGCCCGUCACUCACCACCAGGCUCCAGUUCCCGGAGCCCGGGAACAGUCCUUCCCACACAGCUCCCUGGCCCUUUUGGGGAGGCAGGCUGGCCAGCCCGGGCUGGGGUCUCAUCCCUUGUUCCUCAGUGUAGAUCACUCUCCACACAGGGGUGUUUGGGGCUGAGGUCCAGGCACGUGUGUCACUUUUUGCAUGAGUGCAGUCCUGGAAUAAGGGGGCCAUCUGUCCUCCUCAGCCUUCCAGAUCCCAGCCCCAGGGAAGAAGAGUCUGGGAACAGGUCAGACAGAUGCCAGAGGCCCUCCCUGGUUUGUGUGUAUGUGAUGAAUGUGCAUGUGUGCAUGUGUGUGAGUGUGGUGUGUGCACGUGCCUAUGUGUGCAUGUAUGUGGUAUGUUUGUGUGUGUGGUGUGCAUGUUUGUGUGUGGCCUGUGGAACCCUGGAGACCAAGCCAUGAUGCCAAGAACCUUCCUUGAUCUUCUCUCCAAACCAUUCCCCCUUCCUAAAUUUCUCGGCCAUACACUUCUAGGCUGGGACAUGUGGCCAAGUGAUCAUGAGUAAGAGAAGGACAAAGAAAGCUGCUUUCCUCUGAAAUUCACCUGAGACUAAGCUGUAAACCUCUGUGUCCUGAAGACCCUCUCCAUGGGCGCAGAGGGAGCUGGGUGUGGAGGGCUGAGUGAAGCCUACUCCAUUCCCAGCUACUGCUAACUAAAGCCAACGAUUUCAACUUUUUCUUUGUGGGGGGCACUUUUUUCCAAAAAAGUUAUGUGAUGAAGUUUUGGCAAAUUAAAAAGAAAA